UCUCCCCCCAAUUCUUCUGCCUGUGAUCUCUCUCUCAGUCCAAACGCUUCUUUCCCUCUUCCCACUCCCCAGUCCACCACCACCACUCCUCCAAAGAUAAUCAUCCCCCUCCCAUGGACCAGCUCUCCGCGGGGCCUCUCGUCCCCGCCGUCAAAUCCGACCUCCCCAAGCUCCCCGCCGCCUGCGAUACUCCCGCCGCCGAGCGUUUCAUGUCUGAGCCCGACAAGGAUUUCUUGUGCCCGAUUUGCAUGCAAAUCAUCAAGGACGCUUUCCUCACUUCUUGCGGCCACAGCUUCUGCUAUAUGUGCAUCAUUACUCACCUCCGCAACAAGAGUGAUUGCCCUUGCUGCGGUCACUACCUCACUAGCAACCAGUUGUUCCCUAAUUUCUUGCUUGAUAAGCUACUAAAGAAGACCUCCGCUUGUCAAAUAUCAAAAACAGCCUCCCCUGUGGAACAUUUUCGGUUGUCAUUGCAAAAGGGUUGUGAUGUGACAAUUAAGGAGGUAGACACCCUUUUGUUCCUCCUUGCUGAGAAGAAAAGAAAAAUGGAACAAGAAGAGGCUGAGAGAAACAUGCAGAUAUUGCUAGACUUUUUGCAUUGCUUAAGGAAGCAAAAAGUUGAAGAGCUGAAGGAGGUGCAAACUGAUCUCCAGUUCAUAAAAGAGGACAUAAGUGCUGUGGAUAAACAUAGAAUGGAUUUGUAUCGUGCAAGAGACAGGUACUCUGUGAAAUUGAGGAUGCUUGAUGAGUCUGGAUCAAGGAAGUCAUGGCAUUCAUCGGUGGAUAAAAACAGCAGUGGCCAUAUGUCUAGCCCUCUAAAUGUGCGAGGAGCAUUGUCUUCUGGGAGUCUUCCAAUGAAACUUGAUGGGAAGGGCCAAGUAAGCUCACAUGGAAUCCAGAGAAAAGAAGCUAUUAGCGGAUCAGAUUCCCAAUAUUUAAAUCAAUCCAGUAUUGCUUUAAUUAAAAAAAAGAGGGUGCAUGCACAGCUUCUUGUUAUUGGAUUUGUUUUUGUUUACUUAUUGGAACAGUUCAAUGAUCUACAAGAAUGUUACCUACAAAAACGACGUCAUUCAGCAGAGAAGCCUCAUAGCCAACAAGAAGAAGAUAAAUAUGUCAUAAACCGAGAGGGUUAUGCUCCUGGUCUUUCGGAGUUUCAAUCAGUCUUGACAACUUUCACACAAUACAGUCGACUGAGGGUCAUUGCGGAAGUUAGGCAUGAGGAUCUAUUUCAUUCAGCCAACAUAGUGUCAAGCAUUGAGUUUGACCGUGAUGAUGAGUUGUUUGCUACUGCUGGAGUUUCCCGACGCAUAAAAGUUUUUGACUUCUCUAAUGUUGUUAAUGAACCUUCAGGUGCACACUGUCCUGUUGUGGAGAUGCCUACACGCUCAAAACUUAGUUGCUUGAGUUGGAACAAAUAUGCAAAGAACCACAUAGCUAGUAGUGAUUAUGAAGGAAUUGUUACUGUUUGGGAUGUAAAUACUCGACAGAGUUUAAUGGAAUAUGAAGAGCAUGAAAAGCGCGCAUGGAGUGUUGAUUUUUCAAGAACAGAUCCCUUUAUGCUUGUCUCUGGCAGUGAUGACUGUAAGGUUAAAGUUUGGCGUACGAAUCAGGAGACUAGUGCCAUCAACAUAGACAUGAAAGCAAACAUAUGUUGCGUCAAGUAUAAUCCAGGAUCUGGAAAUUACAUUGCAGUUGGUUCAGCAGAUCAUCACAUCCAUUAUUAUGAUCUGAGAAAUAUCAGCCGUCCACUCCAUGUCUUCAAUGGCCACAGAAAGGCCGUUUCAUAUGUGAAAUUUUUGUCUAAUAAUGAACUUGCAUCUGCAUCAACGGAUAGUACACUGCGAUUAUGGGAUGUAAAGGAGAAUAUACCGGUUCGUACUUUCAGAGGCCACACAAACGAGAAAAACUUUGUUGGUCUCACAGUCAACAGCGACUACAUAGCUUGUGGCAGCGAAACGAAUGAAGUGUUUGUAUACCACAAGGAAAUUUCCAAGCCUGUGACUUGGCAUAGAUUCGGUUCACUUGAUAUUGAUGAUGCCGAAGAUGAGGCAGGGUCUUACUUCAUCAGCGCCGUAUGCUGGAAGAGCGAUAGUCCCACCAUACUAACUGCAAAUAGUCAGGGGACCAUUAAAGUUCUGGUUCUUGCAGCUUGAACAUGCAACAAGAAAAUAUCCAAGAAAAAGCCCACUUGAUUGCAUUCACUUGAGUGCCGCAUGCAGAGGAAAUAAAAUACGAGACUGAAGAGUCACAUCCUAACAGAGCAGUUGCAUUGAGCUCUUUCUUAAUAAUAGUCAAAGGAUUAGAUUGAACAUUUUUUGUUAUUUGUUUGAAUUAAUACAGACUAUCUUUUUUGGCAAAUAUAUAUAUAUAUACACACAGGCUAUCUCUUAUUAGUGAAAUAUCAAAAAAGAAGGUUGGCAAAACUUUUGAAGUUUUACGUUAGAGAGAGCUUGUGUGAAUUGUAAAUGACCCAGAUAAUUUUAACAAAUUUCUUAGAAAGUUGUUGUAAUUUACUCAUUUAAAAAUAAAAUUAAUUCGAUAGACUAUA
Molecule: messenger RNA, 2548 nt
Organism: Prosopis cineraria
Lineage: Eukaryota; Viridiplantae; Streptophyta; Magnoliopsida; Fabales; Fabaceae
Product: E3 ubiquitin-protein ligase COP1
Exons: 14
Coding region: 114-2153 (679 amino acids)
Biological process (GO): proteasome-mediated ubiquitin-dependent protein catabolic process
Molecular function (GO): ubiquitin protein ligase activity; protein binding
Source: RefSeq, a predicted model, not a curated record